UGCUUUGACAGUUGCCCACUUGACAAACAUCAGAUGUGCGAAGGGAAACAAUCCCGGAAAGGAGGCGUGAAAACAAACCUGAUUGUACUCAUUGCGUUCGGUUUUAAUAAUCGCAGAAAGCUUUCAUAAGUUCUAUAAUACCAAAAUAAAACGAUGGCUGCAGAGUGGGUGUGUGUACAGCGUCAACAGGAAGAGUGCCGCCGUUAUCUUGAUCAGUUCAAAGUUCUAGAUCAUCCACUGAAACAAUCGACCAUUACGGUUCUGGAAAGCCGUGGAACUCGAAGCAAGGUUACGACGGCAGCGAACGGAAUCUCGCUGAGCAGUAGUAAUUCGGCAGCAAUGUCUGCCGCAGCAUUGUCGCUCGAUCCGCUGAACAUAGCUUUCGAUGGAUCGGAUCCAUUGAGUCAAUUUGCCAAGCAGCAGGCAACGUCUUUGGGCAAAGAUCCACUCUCACGGAUGGUGGCCGAAAUGGAGAAUAUAGAUGCGGUUGCAGCGAAACCGAACCCGCUAGGAGGACUCCGGAGGAUCUCCGGGGGGAAAGCGAAGGAGCCCACCAAUUUGCUGGAACUGGAUCUCAUCGAACCGUGGGCCGCACGCCGGGGCGCUAUUUUGAACAAAUACACCACCUCGGAGAAGCUGUCGAUUGUGACCAGUUUUCUAACCGGUGGUGAAACCAUCAAACCGCAGACGACAAUGUCGGAGAAGGUCAAAUAUCGAUUGGAGCAGCUGGAUGACUUUGAUGAAGGUUCCGUACGGCAGAUGCUUGAUCUGUCGCAGCAGGAGUACGUCGUUAAGAUCGAGCAGCUAAACCACGAGCUAGUGCAAGCGUGGAAUCAGGACCAGCGCGUGAAAGCGCUCAAAAUUGCGAUCCAAUGCUCGAAGCUCCUGUCCGACACGUCCGUCAUCCAGUUCUACCCGUCGAAGUUUGUCCUCAUCACCGACAUUCUCGACAUUUUCGGUCGGCUCGUGUAUGAGCGGUUGCGCACCAAGGCCGACUACGUACAUCCGGGUACGCGCGAAAUGACAUCCCUGCCGGAAAGCUUUACCCCCGAAAUGGUUCCCGAAUCGGCGAAGGAAACGUGCCAAAAUUGGUUCUACAAAAUCGCCUCCAUUCGAGAGCUGCUGCCACGGCUCUACGUUGAGAUAGCUAUUUUGCGCUGUUACAGCUUUCUGGCACAGGACGAAUUCGGACUAGCGUUACGCAGACUCACAAAAAUGAUCCGCGGCAUUGGUGAUCCGCUAGUCGCGAUCUACGCUCGGUGUUACCUAUGCCGGGUAGGCAUGGGUUUGACGCUCGAUCGGACAUACAUCGGCGAAAAUUUGGACGACAUCCUAACGGUUUACCACACCAUCUAUAAUGGUGGCAUUCGGUCGGAAAUUGCCCGCCAUCGCAUCACACUAACCGGGUACAUUGCGCUGUAUCUGCCGGCGCUGGAUUGGAUCUUGCAAGGUGUCGCCAUUCUGACGACAGACAACCAACUGGACGAUAUUUUGCAGCGCUGCAAGGAAAAGAAAAAUCCUGCCCUGCUGCUACAAUCGAUGAUGCAAUCGUUCCGUUCGGAUUUCAUCGCUUCCCGUGCGACACAUUUCGUGCAAAUUCUUUCCUCCAUCUCAGUGGAAGGCCUUUCGAGGGGACAGCUGUUUCGAUUGCUUGGCAGCAUCCUUAGCCACACACCACCGCCCACUGAGCAACGGGUAGCAGUGCUAACGAGCGCCAUGAAAACGAUCAGCUCGUUGGGCAAUGUUGAGGAAUUCAUGCAGUGUGCGGAAAUGUGGGCACAGUAUACUAGUCAACAUUUCGGGCUCAAAGAAGUCGACGCCUUCCUGGGCAAUGUGCUCCAACAGAUGACACCGAACCGGCUGUACGAACAACACUAUCACGAACUGCAGGUCAUUGUGGAUAAAAUCGUUUCGAACGCACAAGACGUACACGGCAUACUGGCACUGGACAAUUUUCUACCCUUGCUAGACCUGUUUCAAAAGGAGAGUGUUAAGCUGGAGGUGUGUAAAAAUGUCCUUACCAGCUACCGGAAUGCAACUAGCUGUGAUAAUGCAAUCAUUAACGAUCCGAUUGUCACCAAUGCCCUCAUGCACAUCGCCCGGGUGUUGAAUGAUUCCGUCAAUGCCCUUACUGGGGAAGAUGAACGUCGACAAAUCAGCGGCCUAAUAUGUCACUUCAUCGCAAAGGUAGAUUUUGGACGUGACUUUGAACAGCAACUUGCGUUUUACGUCGAGGCACGGUCCGUUCUGUCCAACCUUGAUUCGGCUCUUUCCACGCUCAUACACUCGGUCAACCGGUUAGCGACGAGUACGCGACGCAUCGUGAAAGGCCAGCAUACACAAAAGACGGCCGCAUUUGUAAAGGCCUGCACGGCUUACUGCUUCAUUACGAUUCCAUCAAUUAUUGAUGUACGUACGCGCAUGGAGCUGUACCUGCAGUCCGGACAGGUGGCACUGUUAAACGUGUGCCUUCAGCAUGCCGAUUCGUGCUUCGAAGCCGCCCUCAAUCUAAUCCCCGAAGUACCGCGGAUGGUGGAAAGCGAUGGCAAAGUACAGUCGACGGAAGGAUUCAUCAAAACGUUUGUCGUCAAUUUUCUGUCCACUCUCGUAAUAGUGCCGGAUAAUCCCACCCAGGGAGUGCUGUACCUGUUGCGCCUUCUGCUCGAAGUCAUGCCAAGGUAUCCGUUUGAGACGAACUCGAACAUGCUUUCCAGCAUCUAUUUGCACGUGCUGGACUUUCUGUCCGUUGCGGCACAGGAAGUGUACCCGUAUCAUAUCGUGAAUGUCAUCUCUAACGACGAACUGUACGGCUCCGAUCCGAAAUUUAUCGCCGAAGUGAACGAAAUGUGUUGCACAGUGUGCGAUAAACUGCUGCAGCAUCUGAAAGCCCUGCUGGAAUCGAACGCACUGCGAGCACAAGCGCAACUAGCUCUGGAUCUGUUUCUCAAGAUCAUUACCGGCGCCGAUCUGUCGGUGGACAAAAUGUUCACUCUGACGGUUAAUCUAUGGAAUUUGGCUGUAAAGAACCGGAACGUUAUCGAACCGAAGCAAUUGCAAACUGUCGUCACGUACACGGAGCAUUUGGCACAGAUCACACAAAUGGAAUCCCAACGACAGUGCCUGUGGAUGCUGUUGGAGAAAAUGAAAUCUCGGAUAUAAAUAAUAGCAGACUUUCACUACUCUAUGGACGUCGAUGUAGCUUUAAGACACAACGUAAUUAUCCAUUCCCGUGUUUAUGUGAACAUUUCGAAACCAUUUCAUGUUCAACUUAUCCUUAAAUAAAGUACUGCAUAUAUUUAUUUUUAA
Molecule: messenger RNA, 3306 nt
Organism: Anopheles funestus (African malaria mosquito)
Lineage: Eukaryota; Metazoa; Arthropoda; Insecta; Diptera; Culicidae
Product: VPS35 endosomal protein sorting factor-like
Exons: 8
Coding region: 154-3159 (1001 amino acids)
Biological process (GO): endocytic recycling
Cellular component (GO): endosome
Source: RefSeq, a predicted model, not a curated record